Molecule: messenger RNA, 2534 nt
Organism: Adelges cooleyi (spruce gall adelgid)
Lineage: Eukaryota; Metazoa; Arthropoda; Insecta; Hemiptera; Adelgidae
Gene: rngo
Product: protein DDI1 homolog 2
Exons: 6
Coding region: 176-1474 (432 amino acids)
Biological process (GO): proteolysis
Molecular function (GO): aspartic-type endopeptidase activity; protein binding
Source: RefSeq, a predicted model, not a curated record
CAACAAAAACAAAGAAUGACUGAGUGGUUUUCUUUAUUAAAAUUUUGUUAUCCUUCAAAUAAAAUAUAUUCAUGUUCUAAAUAAUUACAUUUCUAACAAUUAUAUUAUAAACACCAAAACUUAUAUAUAUAUAUUAUUCUUCUACACAACACACGAAUUUGGUGAACGAGUCAAAAUGAAAAUCACUGUCACAACGCACGAUGAUAAUUUAUUUGUACUCGACGUCAGUGAAGACUUGGAACUGAUCAAUUUCAAAGCACUAUGCGAAAUGGAAACGGGAAUCCAAUCGCAACAAAUCGGUCUCAGCCACAACGGUCAGCUGAUGAUAGACGACUUCAAAACUAUGAAAACGUUGGGCGUUCGCGAUGGGGACGUUAUCGUAAUCCAAAAGCUAACCAACAACGGAAUGGGCAGCGAUUUCAGCAACUCGAGUACUAAUAUCCUGCCGCAAUUCGAUUUCAGUCGUAUUCAAGUGCCCGGAACCUCUAACGGAAAUCAGCCUGCCAGACAAAAUCAAAUGCAAGACGCAGAAUACGUAAGGAAAUUGUUUCUCUCGAGCCCCGAUCAGAUGGCUCUCCUGAAACAAAAUAAUCCGAGGUUGGCUGAUGCUCUUUCUUCGAAUAAUUUAGAGGAAUUUGCAAAAGUCAUGGCCGAACAAGUGGAAGACCGCAAUAGACGUGAAAACCAGAGGAUUAGAAUGAUGAAGGCGCAUCCUUUCGACUCGGAGGCACAAAAACUAAUUGCUGAAGAAAUACGGCAAAAAAACAUAGAAGCCAACAUGGAAGCCGCAAUGGAAUACAAUCCGGAGAUGUUCGGAACAGUCGUCAUGUUGUAUAUUAACUGUAAAGUGGACGGACACCCCGUCAAAGCGUUUAUCGAUUCUGGAGCUCAAACUACGAUCAUGUCGUCGGCGUGUGCUGAAAGAUGCAACAUAAUGAGAUUGGUCGACGUCAGAUGGGCGGGUAUAGCUAAAGGUGUUGGCAUACAAAAAAUUAUCGGCAGGAUACACAUGGUCCAAGUAGCGAUUGAAAACGAUUUUUUGACUACUAGUUUCUCCGUGCUCGAGGAACAACCCAUGGACAUGCUUCUAGGAUUAGAUAUGUUGAAAAGACAUCAAUGUUGUAUAGACUUAAAAAAUAAUGUUUUGAGAAUCGGAACGACCGGAACAGAAACGCCUUUCUUGCCCGAAAACGAGCUACCGGAUUGUGCACGUUUGACCACGUCCAGCGAUUACGAUGUGGACAAAAAAGAAGACAAAGAGUUGAAGAAGGCGAUGGAAGAAAGCAAAAAGAUGUACCAAAGUGGUGAAUCUAGCAGUAGUUCUUCUCCUAGUCAUUCGUACAAAGAAUCCGAUAUCAAGGAACUAAUUAAUAUAGGAUUUUCUCGGGAACAGGUAAUACAAGAACUCGAUCGGUUCAACGGAAAUAAAAAUCAAGCGAUGGCAUCUUUAUUUGCCAAAAUAUUGAAAUUUUGACAUUUGAUCGAAAUCGAUAAUGUCGUAAAUUUAACAUACUCGUCACUAUUAAAUGUUUUUAGCCAAAAACAAUUGUAUUUUAAAUGGAAUGAUAGAUUUAAAGUAGCUCUAGGUAAAUUUGCAAAAAAAAGAGUCCUAUAUAUAUAAGAUAAGUUGUGUCUGCCUCAAUAAAUUUGUCAUUUAAAAUUGUUCUUUUUUUGCAAAAACAAAAUAUUGUAUCCGUAAAACGGACGUUAAUGUUAGUUUCGUUUAUGACUUGUUUUACAAAUACUAAAUUUAAUUUAAAAAGUUUUUUUUUUUUUUUUGAUUAGGAAAUUAUAGUUUAUUUUUAUUUAAUAGCGUUACAUAAUAGUUCUAUUAUCAUCUUUUGUGUAAAAUGUUAACUUUUUUUAUACUCGCCUUCUUCAUAUUGUAUAAAUUUAGAAACUUUUAUUAAUUAUCGUAGUAAUGUCGCAGAAUGAACGGUCAACUACUCUCUUUGGAUGGUCCAAAGUGAAAACUUAUUUCUAAAUAUUAAUUAGAUACAUUGUAUAAAGGUUCGGUCUAGUAAUAUUAAAGAGCAAUAUUCGAGUGUAUUAACCAAAUACUAAUUCAAUACAUCUCGAUUAUUUAUUUGUAAUGAAAACGAGGUGUUCAAAAUACAAUUCUAAUACAUGAUUAUGUGAAAGACAAAAACUUUUUCAUUUAAAACUGUUAUUAUUUUAGUACAAUUUAUUUUCUGCAUUAACAUAACAUAUUAAUAGACUGUAUUUAUAUUUAAAAAACAAUGACUAUAAUAUUGUAAUACAAAUUUUGGUAUUUAUUGUUAUGAUAAUUCGAGGGCUAUUGAAUAUUGUAGUUUUAGUAAAAUACCAAAAAAGAUAUAUAUAUAUAUACUGUGUAAUAAUAAUAAUGUAUUAGUGUGCUAACGCAAAUGAAUAGGUGAAUGUAUUAUAUAAAUAUUUAAUAUAUUGGAUUUAUCCGUUUGGUAUGUAAAUUACCGUAGUUAUUCGACAGAUGUAUGUAUUGGAGUAAGGACCUAUUUUACUUACGUGUAAACCGAGUUUAACUCUAUUAAACA